AUGAGAUCGGUCGCUUUCUCCGAAUACUUGAUUUUCUCGCUGCUUCUGAUCCAGGAACUUCCAUCAGCAAGCCAGAAUGCUCCCACAACCAGCUCAAGUCCUCCUGUAAUUCCAACAACUGCGCCUCCACAACCAACAACAGUGUCUGAAGUUACGGACGCUCCAACUGAACCAAGUGUGCCUCAUACGGGCACUUCGAGCAGAACCACAAGACACACUGGAUCUACAACUCCCUACGAUAACAUCUCUGACGCCACAACAGCUUGGACGGAGCCCACAACAACCAGUGAGUAUGUUACACAUGAUGGAAGAAUUGGCCAAGCGAUUCUGGUCCUCUUGUCCUGCCUGGGAAUAACUCUCGGCGCUGUAAACAUGAUAUUUGCGUGGCUGAUGGUCUGGGAGUUCCGAUUGAAGGAAAGUUUUACCAUUUUUUUUACUUGAUAUUACACUAGGCCAAGUGUAAUAUAAAUUGUAUCUUUUUAGCAUACACUAAGAGUCCGAAGUGUUGUGGAGAAACUGGAGUUGGCCGACAAGCGAAUGGGCAAACGCGCCUUCUCCGACGAGAUCCUGGGCCUGCUCCAGUCCAUCGGCUUCGACGCCAAUAAGUAUGAAGCCGAAGCCAGCGCUUACAUCAGUCAAUUUAACAGCCAAUAUUAG
Bursaphelenchus xylophilus (pine wood nematode) is the source of this 657-nucleotide messenger RNA. NCBI's taxonomy places the organism in Eukaryota, Metazoa, Nematoda, Chromadorea, Rhabditida, Aphelenchoididae. The record is from the annotation of a GenBank genome assembly.